UCUUCCACGCAGCUUUCUCUUCUAUUCUUCUCCACAUACGCAGCACGUACUUAUUUUCCCGAGAAACAAACAUCAAUUACUGUAGGCCUCAACAGAUACAGGCUCUUUUCUCUCUGUUUUUCUUGUUCUCGAAGUAUGGAUCGCUCCGACUCGAAGCAUUUGACCUGGGGAGGUGCAUCGUUAACUGCUCCAUUCUCCACAUUCAACUGCUUACAUGGUGCCAUUCACGUUCCUGGAUUCUCGCCAUUGAAUUAUCCCCUCCUCCUAUUCCUACAUGCACACUCAACUCCCUCUCUUUCCAACUCUCAUAGGUUUCAGAUCUCAUGACCAUUCCAGAUUGUCGAACUUGCCCGAUCGAGGGGAGAGGCUUUUAUUCGUAUGAUUCUGGAUUAUUGCGCGCUUCAUUUCAUUAUCACUCUCUUGGCGUUGUUCGAAAUCCACGCCAUUUCGCUUUGCGUUUGUCUCCAAAAUAUUCAUAAUCACGUCUCCGGCGUGACCUUUUUCUCUCUUCUUCUGUACUUCGAUGCUCUCGAAAGAGGGCCUUGUAAGAUACCUAGCAGAUUGGCAUGCCCUCACAAUUUUAAUUGGUUAUUGCUAUGUCAUCCAAUUCAAAGUCAGAUGCAGGUUUUUCCCUGGAUGCUGAGGAACCAGAUUUCAGCUCUUUAAAUGGGAAACUGGCGAUGGAUGAACGGGCAAAUGUGGAACACGAGCUUCUUAAUAGUUUUCAAAGACUUCAUUGGGGGAGUAAAGCUGCCAUUGGGGAUGGUACCAAUAUCUUGGUUGAAGUGGAUGAGAAACAGAAGCAUGGAUCCAGAAAAAAAUCUGGGCCUCUAUUUUCUGGAACAGCUUAUUGCAUCUCUUCUUGCAGCAUGAUAUUGCUGAAUAAAGUUGUAUUAUCAAGUUAUGCUUUCAAUGCAGGAAUCUCAUUAAUGUUUUAUCAGAAUUUAAUUAGCACUGUUGUAGUGGUGGCUUUGGGCUUAUGUGGAGCAGUGUCACUGGAGAAGCUGAACUGGAAACUAAUUAAGGUCUGGAUUCCGGUAAAUGUAAUCUUUAUUGGCAUGCUAGUGUCAGGCAUGUACAGUUUGAAAUACAUAAAUAUUGCCAUGGUGACGAUUCUGAAGAAUGUGACAAAUAUUUUAACAGCAAUUGGUGAAUUUUAUAUUUUCCGGAAGCAUCAGAAUCAGAAAGUUUGGACUUCUAUGUUCUUGAUGAUAAUUUCAGCUAUUACUGGAGGCAUCACAGAUCUUUCUUUUGAUGGAGUGGGUUAUGCAUGGCAAAUUGUAAAUUGCAUUCUAACAGCGAGCUACUCGCUCACUUUGCGGUGGGUCAUGGACAAAGCAAAACAGUUGACAAGAUCUGGAUCUCUCAAUGAAGUUUCAAUGGUGUUGCUGAAUAAUAUGUUGUCCUUACCUAUUGCAAUCUUCUUGAUUCUUCUGUUUGAUGAAUGGGAAUAUGUGAUUAAAGUGGAUGUAACUAGAAUGCCGAUGUUUUGGGUAGCUGCAACCGCUAGUGGACUUCUUGGACUUGCCAUAAGUUUCACCUCUAUGUGGUUUCUAAGUCAAACUGGGCCAACCACUUACAGUUUGGUGGGUUCCUUAAACAAAAUUCCUAUCUCCAUUGCUGGUAUGGCAUUGUUCAAGGCUCCACUAAGUCUACCAAAUUUCUUCAGCAUCCUUUUUGGACUAUUUGCUGGAGUAUUCUUUGCCAGGGCCAAAAUGUCCUGAUCUCUUAAGUUUCUCUCAUUAGGGGUGAGAAAGGAGAGGACGAGGCGUUGAUGUUUUAUGUGCUGCUAUAGCAAACUCUCAUUUCAACAAGAGCACAUAUGAAAAUGAGUACCUGAACAAAUUACUGAAGGUUUCUGAGAAGGCGUUUCUAAUGCAUUCUUCAAUUCUUUUUUUUUUUUUUUCCUUUUGAAACAGAAGCCGGUAUACACUGGAGCAUAUAGGAAUCAGAACAGGGGUUUCGUAAAUCAAAUAAAAGAAGUUCAAAAGUGUUACUGGUGUUCUUCACAAGGGAUACAUUGAAUUUAAAAUAUUUUAAAUCAAUUUCUGUGCAUGCUCUUUGGUUUAGCCUUUGGAAAUAUAACACGAGGAAAGGAAAUUGUAACCUUAUCUUCCACUGAAUUGAUGGGAAACUUUGUUGUUAUCAGCUGAACCUGUGAUGCUCCGGGUCGAGAUGUAUUUGAGCUAAAGAGACUUAGGCUUAUGUCUCUUGAAUUGUA
Messenger RNA from Diospyros lotus (date-plum), 2221 nucleotides. RefSeq names its product GDP-mannose transporter GONST2-like. Gene Ontology annotation, cellular component: Golgi apparatus. The coding region runs from base 597 to 1724 and encodes 375 amino acids. The record is from RefSeq and is a predicted model, not a curated record. Gene Ontology annotation, molecular function: GDP-mannose transmembrane transporter activity; antiporter activity. The transcript has 11 exons. NCBI's taxonomy places the organism in Eukaryota, Viridiplantae, Streptophyta, Magnoliopsida, Ericales, Ebenaceae.